UUUAUACCGGUUCAUCAGAUCGACUCAAACUACAUAUCAAGGUUCUCUUCACUUGAAAAGAAGAGAUAUAACAGGAUCAGGCCUCCUUUCUUUCAAAAUGAGCAAUAACAUUCUGAUAUUAUUUCUUUGCAUCGUUGGCGCUGUUAUCGCGUGCGAAUGUUCGACGGAUAUUGAACAGCCAUUGGUCACAGCCCCGAUCGGGAAAAUUCGCGGUUCAGUUUUCACCUCGAGGCAUGGAAGGAAGAUUUAUUCGUUCCGUGGAGUGAGAUAUGGCGAACCACCUGUUGGAAAGCAACGUUUUCAACCUCCAAUCCCAGCGGCGGAUUGGCAAAACGUGUUCGAUGCCACCGAGGAAGGACCUAGUUGCCCUCAUCCCGAUGGCGUGUUGCAAGCGGAGGAUUGCCUACGUUUAAACGUGUACACCACCAAGCUACCAUGCGAGAACAAAAAUACAAAGAGACCGGUUAUGAUAUUCAUACAUCCCGGUGGCUUUACCAGUUUCUCGGGCCAAAGUUCAAUUUUCGGGCCGCAAUAUCUGCUCGACAAAGACAUCGUGUUGGUUACGAUCAACUAUCGUCUCGGUGCAUUGGGUUUCUUGAACACCGGGGACAGUUGGGCGCCGGGCAACAUGGGGCUGAAGGAUCAGGUGGAGGCGUUCAGAUGGGUCCGACGGAACAUCGCCGCGUUCGGCGGCGAUCCGAAUUCCGUCACGCUGUGCGGUUACAGCGCGGGAAGCUACAGCAUAAUGUUGCACAUGGUCUCUCCCAUGUCGAAGAAUUUGUUCCACAGAGCCAUCUCGAUGAGCGCCUCGGCCAUCAAACCGGAAGUUUACACGGGUGUCGCGCAGCACGGGCAGAAGGAGCUGGUGCAGAGGCAGGCCCGGCUGUUGAAUUGUCCCACCGAUUCCACGCCCUCCAUGUUGAACUGUUUGCUCGAGAAGCCCGUGGAAAACUUCACGAACACGUUGGCCAACUUGACGGAUUGGUACGGAAAUCCGAUUCUACUUUGGACGCCGGCCGUGGAGCCCGAGGUCGCAGGCGUCGAAAGAUUCCUGGCCGAGCAACCGUACGACUCGAUCGUGCAGGGGAAAUUCCACCAAGUUCCUUACAUCCUUGGAGUCACGGAGCACGAGUUUGCCGGUGUAGCCGCGCUGUACGAGAGGAACGACAAGGUGGACAACGGAUCUUUGUAUCGAGAGGUGAACAGCAAUUGGAGCACCGUCGCCCCCAUAUUUUGCAUGUACGAACGCGACACGCCACGAUCGAAUUACAUAAGCAGGCAAUUGCGACAAUUUUAUUUCAAAGACGAGGCGAUCGGCCAGCAGACUCUCCUCCAACUUGGCAAAGUAUACGGCGAUUGCAUAACCAUAUUCCCCAUGUAUCGAGCGGUUAAACUGUUCGCCUCGAACUCGAGAGAGCCGGUUUACUUUUAUAAAUUCACGUACGAGGGACGAUUCGGUUUCUACAGAUGGAGCAACGAAACUGCAUACAAUCCGUCGCACCACGACGAUUUGCAGUACCUGUUUCACGCGAAACAAUUCCCGUUCCUCCCGUAUCUGGGGGACGACGCGCCGGAAUCUCCUAUGGUGGAGCUUUACACGAGCAUGUGGUCCAAUUUCGUGAUAAACGGCGAGCCGAUCCCGAGGAACGAUAACAGAUUCAGAAACGUGUCGUGGGACACGUUCGUCCCCUCGAAAACGAAUUACCUGCAGAUCGAUCUUCGCCCGAGCAUGAAGACCGAAUUCUUCCCUGAAAGGAUGCGGGUGUGGGAAAGAUUAUUCCCACUGCCAUCCCGAACCACGAAAGGAGCGAAGCAUUGAACGCACUCUUUUUCCUUCUUUUUUGUAUUUACAUAUCAACCUCGAAUUCGACAAGAUUUAUUAUUAUUAAUUAUCAUAUUAAUUCGUUGGAAAAAUUAUUGAACGAUAAACGAUUAUAACAUGA
Messenger RNA from Apis florea (little honeybee), 1943 nucleotides. Its product is annotated as esterase E4. The record is from RefSeq and is a predicted model, not a curated record. Lineage: Eukaryota; Metazoa; Arthropoda; Insecta; Hymenoptera; Apidae.